AUGGGAGAGAAUGAGAGAGAUCUAGAAGAGGAGGAGGAGGAGAAAGCAAGGGAGACAAAGGAAUAUAGUCUUCAUCCUGGCCCCAGAGCCAGGAGAGAAGCAAGACAUGGAGGGAACAGGAAUGGGAGGAAAAAAGUAAUUUCUGGAAGUUCAUUUUUUACUUGGUUUAUGGUAAUUGCACUGCUGGGAAUGUGGACAUCUGUCACUGUGGUUUGGUUAGAACUUGUUGAUUAUGAGGAAGUGCUAGGAAAACUUGAGAACUAUGAUGCUGAUGGAGAUGGAGAUUUUGAUGUGGAAGAUGCCAAGGCUUUGCUAGGACUUAAAGAAAAAUCUGUCCCAGAACAGCAAAAGACAAGAGAUGCUGAAGAGGUUAUCCAACCUACAGAGGAGCCACAUGGGAGAGCAAAACACAGGAGUGCUGAAGGAGAACCAGAAGAGGAAGAUGAAAUGGACACUGUACUACGUCAAGUUCUUGAAUCAGAGUUUGAAAAAAAUGAGUGAAGCAGAUGAAGAAACAGAUUUUCAGGAAGAGAAUAGUGAAACACCUGAAGUUCCCACAGAACAGUAUGUCUAUGAUGGAGACCUUGAAGAUAAAGUUAAUGUUUAAUAAAUGA
This is a messenger RNA of Zootoca vivipara (common lizard), 614 nucleotides long. NCBI's taxonomy places the organism in Eukaryota, Metazoa, Chordata, Lepidosauria, Squamata, Lacertidae. The record is from RefSeq and is a predicted model, not a curated record.